AUGUCUGACCUUCAGCGCUCGUUCCUCAAGGGCAAGCUGAGUCGACUUCCGCCCGUGCCGCCUUUCCCGAGCGGCGCAGACGACGAGGAACGAGCCGAGGCUGAGUCGGGCGAUUCGUUCGGUGAUGCGGGUCCCAGCAUCGCGUCUGCCUCGAGCUCAGAUCUACAAAACAGGCGAAGAACACAACAACGUACAGACGACUUCGCCCCCAGGACAGCCGAGGGAUACUUUGAGCAGGCACUCGAGGUCGACGUUCCGCUUCGGAAAGGAUCCGGCUCGUUUCGAGUCUACUUUACUCCUCCCCGACCCAAGGCGGCGCAUGCACCGAGGCCGCACGCCAGACCUUUCGCAGCUGCGUCAAUCGACAGCAUCGACAUCGACGUACAGUCCUCUGCGCUGCCGAAACUUAACCGCAAGUUCGGGCUAUCUGGUGACGAGGACGACGAGGACACGGUCGAUGCAACCUCGCCGUCGGCUGCAAGGAACCCCGGUACGCUAUUUGUUUUCCACCACGGCGCGGGCUUCAGCGCACUUUCGUUCGCACUGACGGCAGCCGAGCUGACACGGCAGAGCGGAGGGGAAGUGGGAGUGCUGACGUACGACUGUCGCGGUCACGGCCGGACCAAGCUGCACAAUGUUGAAGAGUCUCCGCUCGACAUGUCGAUCGAUACUCUCUCGUCGGAUCUGACGUUGCUGCUCUCGACACUGUACCCGCGCACGGACGAGAUGCCGUCGCUUGUUCUCGUCGGACAUUCCAUGGGCGGCUCGGUGGUAGUCUCUGCGGCGCAUGCGCUGGCUGCCAGUGGAUUCACACGCAUCUCGGGCGUAGCUGUGCUCGACGUCGUCGAGGGCACUGCCAUGGACGCGCUCGAGGUGAUGCGCAGCGUCGUGCUCAGCCACCCCUCUGGUUUCGCUUCGGUGCAGGAUGCGAUCCGCUGGCACGUCGACAGCAAGACGAUCGCCAAUGCCGAGAGCGCACGCGUCAGCGUUCCGCCCCUCGUCGAGCCCAACCCUCUCUAUACCGCUUCGGCUCCCUCGACAGAUUCGGACAACACGGACGAGCCGCAGGAAGUCCUUGACGAGGCAGACGAAAUUGACAAGGCGAGCAGCAUACACGCAUACAAGUGGAGAGCGGAUCUGCUUGCCACCGAGCCGUACUGGCGCGGCUGGUUCCAAGGGCUCUCGUCGCGCUUCCUCAGUGUCCGGUCCGCACGCCUCCUGUUGCUCGCUGGAACCGAUCGACUGGACCGCGAGCUGAUGAUCGGUCAGAUGCAGGGAAAGUACCAGCUCGAAGUGAUUGCCGACGUGGGCCACUCGCUGCACGAAGACGCACCGGAUCGCACGGCUCGCAUCCUCUUUGACUUUUGGCGCCGCAACGAGCGCAUCCAACUUCCGCUCAAGCACAUCAAAAAGGUCGGAGAGUUGUGA
Messenger RNA from Moesziomyces antarcticus, 1428 nucleotides. Its product is annotated as structural constituent of ribosome. NCBI's taxonomy places the organism in Eukaryota, Fungi, Basidiomycota, Ustilaginomycetes, Ustilaginales, Ustilaginaceae. The transcript has a single exon. Gene Ontology annotation, molecular function: protein methylesterase activity. The record is from RefSeq and is a predicted model, not a curated record. Gene Ontology annotation, biological process: protein demethylation. Bases 1 to 1428 code for a protein of 475 amino acids.